Molecule: messenger RNA, 1335 nt
Organism: Amorphotheca resinae ATCC 22711
Lineage: Eukaryota; Fungi; Ascomycota; Leotiomycetes; Helotiales; Amorphothecaceae
Exons: 2
Coding region: 1-1335 (444 amino acids)
Biological process (GO): secondary metabolite biosynthetic process
Molecular function (GO): FAD binding
Source: RefSeq, a predicted model, not a curated record
AUGUCCGAAACUGCGGUGGAAGAGAAGCCCCUGGACGUUGCCAUCGUCGGUGGCGGCAUUACCGGCGUCACCCUAGCCCUAGGUCUGCUCCAUCGGGGCAUCAAGUUCAAAAUCUAUGAGAGGGCAGAUAGUCUUCGGGAGAUUGGGGCGGGCAUCGCUUUCACCCCCAACGCAGAACGGGCCAUGCAAAAACUGGACCCGCGCAUUCAUCAGGCAUUCAGGAAAGUCGCGACGCCCAACAUCGAAGACUACUUCGUGUGGGUCGAUGGAUAUCAUUACAACCGAUCAGACCCGGAUAAUACCAAUGAAGAAUUGGUCUCUAAGCUCUAUGUCGGAGAAAGAGGUUUCGAAGGGUGCCGCCGUCAAGAUUUUAUAGAGGAGCUCGUCAAACACAUACCAAAAGAAGAUGUGAAGUACGGAAAGAACCUUGCCUCUGUUACUGACAGAGGAGACGGUGAAAAGAUCGUGCUGGGAUUUCGUGACGGAACGACGGAGGAAGCAGACGUGGUGAUCGGCUGCGAUGGUAUCAGAUCAAAAUUGCGCCGCCUUAUGUUCGGAGAGGACAAUCCAGCCUCGCGUCCAUCCUACACUCACAAGUUCGCCUUUCGCUCCCUGGUCCCUACGAACAAGGCCAGGGAAUUGCUGGGGGACUACAAGGUAGCGACGCGAUUGAUACAUGUAGGGCCCAAUGCCCACGCAAUAACUUUUCCCGUAGCAAUGGGGGCCCUCAUAAACUUGGUGGCCUUCGUUACGGACCCCAAGGAUUGGGCAGCCGAGGACGGCAAGUUCACGGCACGAACCAAUAAGAGCGAGGCCGUCGAGUACUUUGCUGCUUUUGGCCCUGCCGUGCGUGCUAUCAUGAGUCUUCUCCCGGAUGAGCUCGACAAGUGGGCCUUGUUUGACCAGCGAGACCAUCCGGUGCCGACGUACGUGCGGGGCCGUCUCUGCCUUGCCGGUGAUGCCGCGCACGCCUCUUCGCCGCAUCACGGUGCUGGAGCGGGCUCCGGCGUCGAAGACGCGUUGGUGCUGGCGGAGCUGAUAGGCACCAUCAGCGAGGCGGUAGCGCGCGGUACUUGCACUGGCAGCAGAAGAGCCGCGAUGGUACGUGCUGCACUCGAGACGUACAAUGCCGUGCGGUAUGAGCGCACCCAGUGGAUUGUUGAUAGCAGCCGUGUGGCGGGUGAGAUGUUUGAGUGGCAACAUGCGUCCUGUGGUAGCGACCCUGAGAAGUUCGACCGCGAGAUCGCGUGGCGGUCUCACAAGAUCUGGGACUAUGAUGUGGACGAAAUGGUGUGCAAUGCACACAGUCAGUUCUCAAGCUCGUUAGAGGCUUAG